Amaranthus tricolor (Joseph's coat) is the source of this 2210-nucleotide messenger RNA. Its product is annotated as pentatricopeptide repeat-containing protein At4g02750-like. Lineage: Eukaryota; Viridiplantae; Streptophyta; Magnoliopsida; Caryophyllales; Amaranthaceae. Gene Ontology annotation, biological process: RNA modification. The record is from RefSeq and is a predicted model, not a curated record. Gene Ontology annotation, molecular function: RNA binding; protein binding. Bases 531 to 1895 code for a protein of 454 amino acids. The transcript has 2 exons.
ACGUUACAACUCCAUACGGUAAAUAAAUGGACAAGUACACUUUAAAACAAUUACACAACUCAUAAUCUCAGGUAUAUUACGGACACGGGUGUUUGUUGACGCAUUCAAUUAAGCAAAAACCUCUCUUUGAUAAACCUCAAUUCAGAUGAGAAAGUGGCUUUUUGGAAAACAAUUUUCAUCUUUUACAACACCAAAUUUUUGUCUUCUCUCCUCUUCAAAACUCACGCAUCUUCUUCAGCUUUGUAGCAAUUCGAGAGCAUUAACUCAAGCCAAACAAACCCACCAAAAAAUUAUACAACAUGGCUUACACCAAGACCCAUUUGUUACUACAAAAUUGGUUCAAGCAUAUGUGGAAUGUGAUCUUUUCAGGUAUGCUCUGAAGCUGUUUGAUGAAUUGACUGAACCAAAUGUAUUUGCUUGGACUGCACUUCUUACAUUUCACUCAAGAAAUGGCCUUUUUGUUGAUUGUUUGAAGGUUUAUAGUACAAUGAGAUUUACGGGUUGAAUGUGCUAACCAGGUUUUCAAUAACAUGGAUGUUAAAGACUUGCUGUCUUGUAAUGCUAUGCUAUCUGGGUAUGUGGCUAAUGGGUGUCCAGAGUUAGCGUUAGAGAUAUUUGAGUCAAUGAAGCUUAUUGGUGUUGAACCUGAUUUGAUCACAUUCAAUUCUGUAAUGGAAGCUUAUUGUCAAAUGGGGUUUUGUGAUGAAGCUCUCAAAGUUUUUCGGUUAAUUGCAAAUCCGAGUAUUGUCUCUUGGACAACUAUAAUUUCUGGCUAUGCAAGGGUUGGGAAUCAUGAAGCAUCUUUGGAUAUGUUCAGAAAUAUGAUGAGGUUAAUGGGGGGUAUGCCUGAUUUGGAUUCUCUCUCGAGUUCAAUCGUUUCUUGUCGACAUUUAAGGGCCUUAAGAAAUGGGCAAGAAAUUCAUGCUUACGGAAUAAAAACUCAUUCAAAUUUACAUUUUUACAAGUCCUGUGGACCUGCUUUAUUGACAAUGUACUCAAAGUGCAGUAGAGCUCAUGACAUGAAAAAUGUGUUCGAUUUGAUGGACAAAUUCGAUGUAGUCACUUGGAAUGCCAUGAUUCUUGGUCUGAUUGAUUUGGAAAUGGGAUAUUCAGCACUUGAAACCUUUAAUAUGAUGCAACCUCUUGGUGUUCGAAAUGAUCAAACCACACUAUCAACAAUCUUGCCCAUUUGUAAUCUCAAGUCCGGAAUGCAAAUUCAUGCUUACAUUCUCAGGAACAACUUAUGCUCAGUAAUUCCAGUUUUGAAUGCUUUGAUCAACAUGUAUUGUAAAUGUGGAUCUGUUAGUUCUGCAUAUCUUAUUUUCUCCGACAUGACAGUCCGAGAUGUGGUUUCGUGGAACACGAUGAUUGGAGGGUUUGCAGUGCAUGGAAAAGGAGAGGCUGCUCUAAAGUGUCUAAAAGACAUGAUAUCUUCUGGUGUUUCACCUGAUUCUGUCACUUUGACAGCAAUUCUUUCUGCUUGUAAUCACUCUGGUCUUGUCAACGAGGGACUUGAGGUGUUUCAUGGCAUGUGUAGAGACUUUGGGUUGGUUCCGAAAAUGGAGCAUUUUGCGUGUCUAGUGGCUAUGGUAGCGCGCGCUGGACAGCUAAAUGAGGCACUUGAUAUUGUAAAGGAAAUGCCAUUCAUCCCUGAUAAGCAUAUAUGGGGGACUCUUUUAGCUGCUGCUCAAGCGCGACACAAUAUGGAGGUUGCUGUGUUGGCUGCGGAUAAUCUUGUUGGUUUAGAACCUAAAAAUGCUGGACACUAUGUUACGCUUUCAAAUAUAUACACAGAUGAUGGAAGAUGGGAUGAUGCAAUGAGAGUAAGAAGGUUGAUGGAAAGCAGAGGUUUGAUGAAACUGAAAGGUAGUAGUUGGAUGGAAGGAGGGAACUAAGACUAUGUUAGGAUAGGAAAUUAGGAGAGAAAAGAAAUGAAUGGAAGGGGAAGGGAAGGAAGGGAAAGAGAGGGAAAAUACUCGAUUGUUUGUAUAGGAAGGAAGGCCGAAGGGAGGAUUUUGCAGAAAAAGCUUGCUUAGAUUUGUAAACAUUAUGCAGUUAUAUUCUUUAAGCCUUCAAUGUAUUGAUACCUUCGUCAAUAUACAGUUACCUUCUCCAUAUUAUACCAUAUUGGAUUGGGUUAAGGCAUUCUUACAUUUACUUCUACUCUUGUAUAAAUAAUUAUGUGAUUUACAAACAUAAUUACUCAUAUU